UCAGUCACCUCUCACCUCCUCUCCUCCUGCAUCCUGCCCCCACUGUGCCCUCCCAGCCUGGCUGUGGGGUGGGGUGGGACAGACAGGGUCACGUGGAGUUGCGUUCAGCGGGAGGAAGCCAGGCAGGGUGCAGACGGCUGCCGAUUUUGGGGCUGGUCGGGAAAUCAAGGAGAACCCCUGCCAUGAACCCAUCAUCACCGUGCAAGGCCUCCCAAACCCAGCCUGCAGCUUCGUCCCUGCUAACCUCCUACCACUGGCACACAGGGGGUGAUGGGGAGAAAGUAGCUGGAGGGUCCCGCUGGGGCCGACUUGCAGGCUGGGGGAGGGCACUAAGCCACCAGGAGCCCGUGGUCAGCAGUCAGCCAGCCUCUCGCUCGCUGUUCCGUCGUGUCCUCUCUUCGCCCCCCAAGGAAUCACGCACAAGCCGCCUCCGGCUAUCCAAGACCCUCUGGGGGAGGCAUAAGAGCCCACCGCUGGAACCAGAGCCAGAGCCAGAGGCCCCAGAGCCUGAGCCAGAGCCAGAGACCCCUGCCCCACAGAUCCCGGAGGCCCCCACACCUGACGUACCCAUCUGGAACAUUGGGGCCUUCACCCUGCUUGAUGGGAAGCUGGUGCUGCUUGGCAGUGAGGAGGAGGGUCCUCGCCGGCCCAGGCUGGGGAGUGCUAGCUCUGGGGGCAGCAUCCAGGUAGCCAUGGGGAGCCUCAGGGAUCCAGAUCGGACCCCCGGAAAGACCGAGCCAGAGGCUGCUGGCCCCAACCAGGUCCACAACGUUCGGGGAUUGCUCAAGAGGCUGAAAGAGAAGAAAAAGGCCAGGUCAGAGCUUGGAGCCAAUGCCUCCCGGGAUGGGCCUCCCAGUGCUCUGGGCUCUCGGGAAUCGCUGGCCACGCUCUCCGAGCUGGACUUGGGUGCUGAGCGGGAUGUGCGUGUCUGGCCCCUGCAUCCCAGCCUCCUGGAGGAGCCUCACUGUUUCCAGGUAACUUGGGCGGGCGGGAGCCGCUGCUUUUCUUGUCGCUCCGCCGCUGAGAGAGACCGCUGGAUGGAGGACCUUCGCCGCCACUUCCAACCCAGCCAGGACAACUUGGAGCGGGAAGAGACGUGGCUGAGCGUGUGGGUGCACGAGGCAAAAGGGCUGCCCCGAGCGGCGGCGGGGACAGCAGGCGUGCGCGCCGAGCUGUGGCUGGACGGCGCGCUGCUGGCGCGCACAGCGCCGCGGGCUGGCCCGGGCCAGCUCUUCUGGGCCGAGCGCUUCCACUUCGAGGCGCUGCCUCCGGCGCGUCGCCUGUCGUUACGGCUGCGCGGAGCUGGCCCAGGGGGAGCGGCGCUGGGCCGCGUGGUACUGGCACUGGAGGAGCUGGGCGUCCCCCGCGCGCCCGCCGCGGGCCUGGAGCGCUGGUUCCCGCUGCUCGGGGCGCCAGCAGGCGCAGCGCUGCGGGCGCGGAUCCGGGCGCGGCGCCUGCGCGUGCUGCCGUCGGAGCGCUACAAGGAGCUGGCGGAGUUCCUCACCUUCCACUACGCGCGCCUCUGCGGGGCGCUGGAGCCCGCGUUGUCUGCCCAGGCCAAGGAGGAGCUGGCGGCUUCCAUGGUGCGCGUGCUGCAGGCCACCGGCCGGGCGCAGGCACUGGUGACAGAUCUGGGCACCGCAGAGCUGGCGCGCAGUGGAGGCCGUGAGGCGCUGCUGUUCCGGGAAAACACAUUGGCCACCAAGGCCAUCGAUGAGUACAUGAAGCUGGUGGCACAGGAUUACCUCCAAGAGACUCUGGGGCAGGUCGUGCGGCGUCUCUGUGCUUCCACUGAGGACUGUGAAGUGGACCCCAGCAAGUGCCCUCCCCCAGAGCUGCCACAGCACCAGGCCAGACUGCGAAACAGUUGUGAGGAAGUCUUCCAAAACAUCAUCCACUCCUACAUCUGGUUCCCAGCAGAGCUGGGCACUGUGUUCUCAGGCUGGAGAGAAGCAUGCAAGGCCCGUGGCUCUGAGGCACUGGGCCCCCGACUGGUGUGUGCCUCUCUCUUCCUGCGGCUCCUGUGUCCUGCCAUCCUGGCACCCAGCCUCUUUGGUCUGGCACCAGAGCACCCCGCACCUGGCCCAGCCCGCGCCCUCACACUGAUCGCCAAGGUCAUCCAGAACCUCGCCAACAGUGCCCCGUUUGGUGAGAAGGAGGCCUACAUGGGCUUCAUGAACAGCUUCCUGGAGGAUCAUGGGCCAGCCAUGCAACAAUUCCUGGACCAAGUGGCCAUGGUGGAUGUGGAUGCAGCACCCAGUGGUUACCAGGGCAGCAGUGACCUAGCCCUCCAGCUGGCAGUCCUGCACGCCCAGCUCUGUACCAUCUUUGCUGAACUUGACCAGGCAACCCGUGACAGCCUGGAACCCCUGCCCACCAUCCUGCGAGCCAUUGAGGAGGGCCGGCCUGUACCUGUGACUGUGCCGAUGCGUCUCCCACCACCCCCAGCCCAAGUUCAUGGCAGUUUCUCUGCAGGGGAGAAGCCAGGCUUCCUGGCUCCCCGGGAUCUCCCCAAGCACACCCCGCUCAUCUCCAAGAGCCAGUCCCUACGCAGCGUUCACGGCGCAGGGAGUUGGGCGCGACCGCAGCCGGACGAAGAGCGGCCCCCGAGGCUGCCCCGGCCGGUGCAGCGCACGCAGAGCGUCCCUGCGGGCCGCCCCGCUCCUCGCCGCCCCUCUGCAGGGCCACGGCCACGACCCAAAAGCUCGCUACGCGCGGGGCCCGCUCCCCGCGGCCGGCCCUGGACCGGGGCCUCAGCAUCGUUGCCUCGGAAGCCCUCGGUGCCGUGGCAGCGCCAGCUGGACCAGCCGCGGGACAGAGACCAGGCACUGGGCACGCACCGACCCGUGGGCAAGUUAGAGCUGCAGUGUGAGGUGGCCGCCCUGCGCGAGGAGCAGAAGGCUCUGUCCCGCCUCGUGGAGUCGCUGGGCACCGACAUCCGGGCUUUGAUGGAGAGGCAGGAGCAGCUUCAGGGCCAGCUGCAAGACCUGGACUCCAGGCUCCGCCAAGGGACCUCGCAGUUGGAUCCAGAGAGUGGCCGUCCAAGCGGUGAGGAUCACAGGCUGAAAAGUCUGGAGCGCCGCCUGGCUGAGAUGGAGAGUACUCAGGUCCAGCUGAGGAAUGUGGUGCAAAGCCUGCAGCUUCUUUCAAGAACGCCGGGAUCCCGGAGCCAGUCCCUCCCCCUCAAACCACCGUGUAUCAACGGAGAUACCACCUGAGCUGUCCACGCUGCCCCACGUGGUCUGGGAGCAGAUGGCCGUCCCAGAGGCCUGUCCGACCCCUGUUCCAGCCCUAAGUGGCCUACAGUAGGGAGUGGAGCUUUAGCUGCCAAAAAGUCUGGCACUAUGAGGUUACCCAGUAAAAUUUUGAUUUCAGGAAAAUCGAUGGAUUUUUUUGCCCCUAAGUGUUGCCAAUCAGAAAGCACCCCACUCCCACCAUUCAGGUCUCCCAAAUUCACUCCUAAUUAGAGGUCUCAUGGAAGGGAUACAUGAGGAGAUUCUCACCAGCUGUGUGACCUUAGACCUUUACUCUGUCAGAA
Molecule: messenger RNA, 3538 nt
Organism: Panthera uncia (snow leopard)
Lineage: Eukaryota; Metazoa; Chordata; Mammalia; Carnivora; Felidae
Gene: RASAL3
Product: RAS protein activator like 3
Exons: 18
Coding region: 183-3218 (1011 amino acids)
Biological process (GO): regulation of GTPase activity
Source: RefSeq, a predicted model, not a curated record